Triticum turgidum subsp. durum (durum wheat) is the source of this 1050-nucleotide messenger RNA. The record is from the annotation of a GenBank genome assembly. NCBI's taxonomy places the organism in Eukaryota, Viridiplantae, Streptophyta, Magnoliopsida, Poales, Poaceae.
AUGGAGCAGGAUGCCCUGCUGGCUUCUUCCCAGCAAGCGAAGCUACCCUUGGCUCUGUUUAUUUUUGAAAGCAACAAGAAGAAGCAGCUCCUGUUUGACCCCUCCACCAAGAAGAUCCGUGGCAUAAUCAGCGUGGCGUUCGCAGAUGCCACCUGCGUGUUCGAAAAUGGCGGGUGGCUGCUCAUGCUCCAGCACAAGCAACAUGGUUUCCAGGAGCAGCAAGAGCAGACCAUCUUCCUUGUGCAUGCCAGCACCGGCAGGCGGCUGGAGCUGCCGGCGUGCCCUUCUGUCAUUGACGGGCUCUUCGUUUUCUACGUCGGCUCCAGUGAGGUGCCUCUGGUUGUCGUGUGCAUUGAGACCAUCUCCGGGGUCCCAACCGUCCAUGUUGCCUGCCCUGGGGACAUAUACUGGAGCGUCUACAAGAACAUUGAGGAUGGCUCCCACCUACCGCUGGAUCCACACAGACGCAUCAAGUGCACCCUCAUUAUCGAUGCCGUCUUGCUCGGGAAGCAGGCCGUCUGCGUCGACUACCAUGGGAAGAUCCUGAUCUUCGACGUCACGGAGAUGAGCUGGAGGAGGACCGCUCUUUCAAAGGGGUGGAACGAAAGGGAUGCUCACUUCCUUGUGGCAUCCAGUGAAGAAGUUGUGCUCAUCUCGUGCCGUCGCUUUCGUGGACGGUUCUGCGACUUCAAAUUCUUCAAGCUGGAUGCUGAAGCACUGGAGUGGUCACCUCUAGAUGACACGGAGCUUGAUGGUUGCAGCUGGUUUCUGUACAGAGGUCGCUCCAUCCUUGCGAGGGAGGAAGGCAAGAGGAAAGUCUACACCUUCUAUCCAAGCCAGUGGGGUGGCUCGACACCGAUCGACGCCGACAGCUCGAGGAAGAGGAAGGUAGCCCAUAUGAAGUCAUUGUCUUCCAGAGAGAAGUCGGUUACGAAUAUAUUCAUGCAUGAUUUAGAAGACGGCGUCGUCAGGACGGUUCUCCCGGCUUCAAUUGUGACUGAGGAACGGCAUUGGCUCCGGUCUAGUGUCUUUGGUGGACCAUUUCAGUAA